This is a messenger RNA of Lachancea fermentati, 864 nucleotides long. The record is from the annotation of a GenBank genome assembly. Lineage: Eukaryota; Fungi; Ascomycota; Saccharomycetes; Saccharomycetales; Saccharomycetaceae.
AUGUCUACUUAUUCAGAGGAAUCUUUUAACUCCAAAUUUUACCAAGAAAACCGGCCUUCUUACCCCGAAACUUUAUUCAACGCGAUAAUGACCUACCACAAGGGGGGCAAGGCAAAGGCAGUAGAUGUUGGCUGUGGCACUGGUAUUGCUACUUUUCCUUUGUUACAGUACUUUAACGAAGUAGAUGGGUUGGAUCCCUCCGCGACAAUGUUGGCAUGCGCUGAAAUUUUAAAAAAGUCGUUCACUGCUGAUGACCAACACCGUGUAGCAUUUAAAUGUUGUGCCGCCGAAAACUUGACCAAUGUUCUUGAUCGGAACUCCACUGAUAUGGUUAUUGGGGCAGAAUGCGUUCACUGGAUGAAUCAUUCAAAAUUCUUUGAACAGGCCCAUGCUAUCCUGAAGCCUGGAGGAACAUUAGCAUUCUUCUUUUAUGUGGAGCCCAUAUUUUUGGACUACCCUGAGGCUAACCAAAUUUAUGAGAAGUACGUUUACGAGGAUCCGAGGUAUAUGGGUCCCAUGUGGAAACCAGGCAAGGAAUAUUUGCGGAAUUUUGGAGAGUCAAUUGAAAUCCCAGAAAAGAUGUUCACAGAUAUUGAAAGACAUGUUUACCGUCCCCUGGUAUCCAAGCAAAAAACAGAAUACUAUGAGUAUCGGGACUCCUUAACCGUAAGCGACUUCAGAAAAUAUCUUCGUAGUUGGAGCGCAUACCAUUCAUGGCAGCAGCAAUACGGUGAUACUGGUAUGGAUGUCGCCGAAAUGAUGAUCGCCGAACUAAAGGUAUGCUGCGGUUGGGAUGAAACAACCACCAAGCUAAGAGUGGAAUGGGGAACCGCAUACUAUAUGGCCCGGAAAAUAAACCACUGA